Trichomonas vaginalis G3 is the source of this 126-nucleotide messenger RNA. RefSeq lists its product as uncharacterized. The annotation marks the transcript as partial. The record is from RefSeq and is a predicted model, not a curated record. Lineage: Eukaryota; Parabasalia; Trichomonadida; Trichomonadidae. The transcript has a single exon.
GCAUGCACCAAAACCAGCACAACAACCACCUCCACAACCAGCACAACAACCAACACAACAACCAGCACAGCAACCAACAGUUCAAAACCCUGCACAACAACAACCACAAACAGAGCAAGGACAUAA